GAUUUAAGAUAAGAAGUAGAAAGAGAGAAAAAGAAAAGAGUAAAGUAAUUAUGGAAGAACGAUCAUUGAAUUCAAUUAUGGAGGCAUUUUUAUCUAAAGAUAAUAUUUGAUUAGCAUAAGAAUUUGCAAAGACAUACAAAAUUCCAGAAAGAAGGUAAUUUUUAUAAAUAUAUAUGAAAUUAGAUUUAAUAUAACAAGAGUAAAAUCAUUAAUUAAUAAUAAGAAUUGGGAAGAGUUGGAAAGAUUUAUAAAUGAAAAAAAUAAAAAGAAUGUUUCAAUUCCUUAUGAAUUAGUUGGAGAUAUGUUAAUUAGAGCAGAUUAGGAAGAGAGAGGUUUACAAAUGAUAAUGAAAAUGCCAGAUCCAGAAGUAUUAUAUUAUUCAAUAUAUUAGGAAUCUUGUUAUAUGCUAUUAAAAAUUGGAUAAUAACGUCAUGCAGUUUAAGUAGCAAUAAAUAACAAAAAGUCACAAUUAAUACAAGAUAUAAGACAAUCAAUAAGUGAUAAUUAAGCUAAAGAAUAACUUGAAAUGUACUUAAGUUAAAAUGAUAAAUGA
Messenger RNA from Paramecium sonneborni, 553 nucleotides. Lineage: Eukaryota; Ciliophora; Oligohymenophorea; Peniculida; Parameciidae. The record is from the annotation of a GenBank genome assembly.